Messenger RNA from Aquila chrysaetos chrysaetos, 510 nucleotides. Its product is annotated as cyclin-dependent kinase inhibitor 1-like. Lineage: Eukaryota; Metazoa; Chordata; Aves; Accipitriformes; Accipitridae. The record is from RefSeq and is a predicted model, not a curated record. Gene Ontology annotation, molecular function: cyclin-dependent protein serine/threonine kinase inhibitor activity. Gene Ontology annotation, cellular component: nucleus. Bases 1 to 510 code for a protein of 169 amino acids. The transcript has 3 exons. Gene Ontology annotation, biological process: signal transduction by p53 class mediator; regulation of mitotic cell cycle.
AUGACUUUUAAGAUCUAUAUUCAAGAUCUUCCAGAAAUUAAAGACCUGGCAAGAAACAGGGAGUCGCUGCUCUAUAUGCUCGCCGGAGAGCAGCACUGGCGAGAAAAGAUGGAGCAGAGGCCAGGGAAGACAACGCACGCCUACAGGAACCUCUUUGGCCCCGUAGACCACGAGCAGCUGCGUUGGGACUUCCAGCACAUGCUACAUGACAGCAUCGAGGGGGUCCAGCAGAAAUGGAACUUCGAUUUCCUCCGGGACGUGCUCAUGGAGGGGCUCCUGCAGUGGGAAGAGCUCGAAGGCCACGAUGUGCCUGCCUUCUACCACAGCUGCGUGGUGGGAGAUGCUCGGAGACCACUGCAGCCCUUGAACCGGCCCCUGGGCAGGGGGGACAAGAGUCACCGUUUUGCCCAGGUCGCGCUGACUGAGAAACCCAAAACUUCCAAGAAAACAGGGGGCAAGAGGAUCUCGGAAGGGAAGAAAAGAAGACAGUCAUCUUUGACAGCUGUGUGA